UCUCAUUUCUGGUUCGCAUCUCACCCACGGCUCUCUCUCUAUAUAGAGUGUGAAAUCCACUCCGGACCAACCACUACUGAGCUUUCUCAUGUGGCUAUGAAUCUUUGAAGAUUCUAUUCUUUUCUUUCUUUAAAUUUGUUACUUCUCACAUUUCUCUUUUACAAACUCAUCUCCACAGAGCUGCCUCUGAAAAUCAUCCUCCCUCUUCUCUUCUGGGUAUUGAAUUUGUUAGCCUACUCUUUGGGACUUCUCCUUCAAAUUUCUAUCUGGGUCAAGAAAAAUCGGCUAGAUGGGUGAUGUAGCCAAGGACCUAGUUUCUGGGACUGUUGGCGGGGCAGCACAGUUGAUUGUUGGGCACCCUUUUGAUACCAUCAAGGUCAAACUCCAAAGCCAACCCGCCCCACUUCCAGGCCAGCCUCCCAAAUUCUCGGGUGCAAUGGAUGCUGUCAGGCAAACAUUAGCAUCAGAAGGCCCAAGGGGUUUGUACAAAGGUAUGGGAGCACCACUUGCCACAGUGGCGGCCUUCAAUGCCGUCCUCUUCACAGUGAGAGGACAAAUGGAAGCUUUAUUGAGGUCUGAACCUGGUGCCCCUCUUACAGUCAACCAACAGGUCAUUUGCGGUGCUGGGGCUGGAGUUGCAGUCUCCUUUUUGGCUUGCCCCACUGAAUUGAUCAAGUGCAGGUUGCAAGCCCAGAGUGCACUGGCAGACUCUGGCUCAGCUGCUGUGGCUGUGAAAUAUGGCGGGCCCAUGGAUGUAGCUAGGCACGUUCUCCGCUCAGGAGGUACGAGAGGUCUCUUCAAGGGCUUGUUUCCCACUAUGGCACGUGAAAUACCAGGAAAUGCUGCAAUGUUUGGCGUCUAUGAAGGCCUCAAGCAAUACCUCGCAGGAGGGCAAGACACUUCCAAGUUGGGAAGAGGUUCUUUGAUUGUCGCUGGAGGCUUGGCUGGAGCUUCCUUCUGGGCCUCUGUCUAUCCAACUGAUGUUGUCAAGAGUGUAAUUCAAGUCGAUGAUUACAAAAAUCCGAAGUUCUCUGGUUCAGUCGAUGCUUUUAGAAAGAUUAUGGCCUCAGAGGGAGUGAAAGGUCUGUACAGGGGCUUUGGACCUGCCAUGGCUCGGAGCGUUCCAGCGAAUGCAGCGUGCUUCUUGGCAUAUGAGAUAGCAAGGUCUAGUUUGGGGUGACAACUAAGAAUUUGGUUGAAUGUUAACUCUUUUUAUGCCAUUGAAUCAAUUAUGUUUUUCAUGGCGUGUUGAAUCAUGUUCAGUGUAGGUUGGUUCUACAUGCCUUGAGAUACUAUAAGAUACAUUUAGAGUUUAAAGAAGGUUUUUUUGACAAACCAUAUUUAUUUAAGUUCCAUUUUCACCUUUCAA
Camellia sinensis is the source of this 1369-nucleotide messenger RNA. RefSeq names its product Mitochondrial substrate carrier family protein (gene BOU). The record is from RefSeq and is a predicted model, not a curated record. Gene Ontology annotation, biological process: mitochondrial L-ornithine transmembrane transport. NCBI's taxonomy places the organism in Eukaryota, Viridiplantae, Streptophyta, Magnoliopsida, Ericales, Theaceae. Gene Ontology annotation, molecular function: L-ornithine transmembrane transporter activity.